This is a messenger RNA of Pseudovirgaria hyperparasitica, 213 nucleotides long. RefSeq lists its product as uncharacterized. The record is from RefSeq and is a predicted model, not a curated record. The coding region runs from base 1 to 213 and encodes 70 amino acids. The transcript is spliced from 2 exons. Lineage: Eukaryota; Fungi; Ascomycota; Dothideomycetes; Acrospermales; Acrospermaceae.
AUGGGCUUCUUCGACAAGCUUCAAGCCAAACUUGAGUACUACCGUCUCGAGCAGCGUUACACCAGGCGAUCGAAGCGGACAACGUUCAUCAGCGAAGCUCACUACAUUGAUGGCGAGUAUGUGUACGGACCAACGUCACCUACAUCUUACAGAUCGAGCUUCUCGUCACGGAAUGGUCCUUCUACGAAAGUAAAAGAGAUCUCUCGCUCGUGA